UGAUGGAUCAGUCAUUAGCGCCUCCUUCUUCUAAUUCCAUCAUCCGGGUCAACUCCUAUUCCUACUUGUAAGCCCAACACCAAUGCCUCCUCCUCCAGGAAGCCCUACUUCCUCCUUACCUUGUUUCUACUUCCCCUCUGCACCCUGGCCUUGUCCAGGGAGGGAGACAGGUGCCUAUUUCUGGUUCUGUGUGCUCCAGGGUCAGACUCUGGCCUGAGGCUCUGGGGACCCAGCGUCCUUCCUUAUGGAGCUCUUCUAUCGCUACCAGGACCUGGCCCCCCAGUUGGUGCCCCUUGACUAUACCACCUGUCCUGAGGUGAAGGUGCCCUACGAGCUGAUUGGCAGCAUGCCAGAGCUGAAGGAUAACCCUUUCCGACAGAGGAUUGCACAGGUCUUCUCUCAAGAUGGAGAUGGUCACAUGACCUUAGAGAACUUCUUGGAUAUGUUCUCAGUGAUGAGUGAGAUGGCUCCACGGGACCUGAAGGCCUACUACGCCUUUAAGAUUUAUGACUUCAACAAUGACAACUACAUCUGCGCGUGGGACCUGGAGCAGACGGUGACCAGGCUGACCCGUGGGGAACUGAGUGCUGAGGAGGUGACCCUGGUCUGUGAGAAGGUACUGGAUGAAGCAGACAGUGACCAUGAUGGGCGGCUUUCCCUGGAGGACUUCCAAAACAUGAUCCUGCGGGCGCCAGACUUCCUCAGCACCUUCCACAUCCGCAUCUGA
This is a messenger RNA of Peromyscus leucopus (white-footed mouse), 727 nucleotides long. It is a transcript of the gene Cib3, whose product is annotated as calcium and integrin binding family member 3. NCBI's taxonomy places the organism in Eukaryota, Metazoa, Chordata, Mammalia, Rodentia, Cricetidae. Gene Ontology annotation, molecular function: calcium ion binding. Bases 245 to 727 code for a protein of 160 amino acids. The transcript has 5 exons. The record is from RefSeq and is a predicted model, not a curated record.